Molecule: messenger RNA, 1892 nt
Organism: Punica granatum (pomegranate)
Lineage: Eukaryota; Viridiplantae; Streptophyta; Magnoliopsida; Myrtales; Lythraceae
Source: RefSeq, a predicted model, not a curated record
CGGAAAAUGAAAACAGAAACCAAAAUCUCUCUCUCUCAGUCUUGACGCUUCUCCUUCUCCUUCUUCUUCCCAUCUCUCCAGCAAAUCUCAAAACCCCAAAAACCACACACAGUCCCCAGCCAUGGCGUCUCACUCUCACCCCUCAAAGUCAGCUCCUUGAUGGUCAAACCCCACCUCAUCUCCUUCAGCCUCCCCGCGAGCUCCGUUUGCUUUGAUUGGUUCCGAGCUGCCGUCUCCCCCGUUCUCUUCCCUCUGAUCCCUCAAUAGAGUGACAAUGUCCAACUCCGGCGGUUUCGCUGUCACCCGGACCCACCCCGACAGCCGCUUCUACCACCCGCCUCCCGUCCGGAGGCACCAGCAGCAGCUCCUCCUCCAGCAGCAACAGCAGCAGCAGAGGCAGCAGCAUCUGCAGAAGCCGGUGAGGAGCGAGGUGGGACGAGUCGACCCGGCCGAGUCGGAGCCCGCCCGGUCCGAGUCCGACGAGUCCGCAUUGUCCGUUUCCAGGCCCAGCUCGGUCUGCUCCUCCUCCACUCACCGGACCGCCGAUUUGACCCACUUGGAUCGGCUUAUCGAGUCUGUCACCCCGUCCGUCAGGGCUCACCACUUGCCUGAGGUGAGAACAAGACGAGGGAGAGCAAGAGAAUCUGAUUUUCGGCAGUAUUUUUCAUUGUGCGACUUAUGGGAGGCUUUCAGAGAGUGGAGCGUAUAUGGAGUGGGAGUGCCGCUGGUAUUGAAUGGGAGCGAACCUGUCAAGCAGUACUAUGUUCCAUCGCUAUCAGGGAUCCAGUUGUAUGUAGAUACACUUAGAAUGAGGAAACCUGGGGAGGAUAGUGAUGCAGAGUCCUCAAGAGAGACGAGCAGUUGUGGAAGCAGUGACUGUGAAGCAGAGAGGAAGGGAAAGGGCAAUAUAGAUGGAAUGUGCAGUCAACAGAAUUUCAUGAACUUUAACUCUCAAAAGAUGAACAGGCUUGCGCUGAGAGAUAAUAAGCCUCCCACGAGUUCUUCAGGUGAUGAAGCAGAGGUUGGUAACUCUCCAGGAAAGCUAGUCUUCGAGUAUUUGGAGCAAGAACAACCCCACCAUCGCAAGCCUCUUUAUGACAAGGUCUUGAAUCUUGCCACUCAGUUUCCUGACCUGAAGAGGUAUAGAAGCUGUGACUUAUUGCCUGCAAGUUGGAUCUCUGUUGCCUGGUAUCCUAUAUACAGAAUACCUGUGGGCCCAACUCUGCAGAAUCUCGAUGCAUCCUUCUUAACCUUCCAUCGAUUGUCGACACACUCAAGAAUUGCUGCAGGCAAAAUUGAGCCACAACUACAUGUCCCUGGUGGCAGAAAGGUGUAUGGGCUCGAUCCGUCCACCAGGUUCUCUCUCCCGGUGUUUGGUAUCGCUUCGUACAAACUGAGGGGCUCGAUCUUGACCCCUAACAGUGCCCACGAGUGGCAGCAGGCAAACUCUCUACUGCAGGCUGCCGACGACUGGCUCAGGCGGUUGCAGGUCAAUCUUCCUGACUACCAAUUCUUUAUCUCCCAUAACUCACACUGGAGAUGAAAAUUAAUCCAAUCCUUGUUAUGCAACUCUGUGCUAUAUGGCCAUGAUGUAUUUAGGGCUAUUAAAUUUUCGGAAAGAAAGGUGAGAUAGAAUAUUUGUGUGGUUUCUCUUUGUUCGGCCACAUGAGAUUAAGAAAAGUUUGAUUUUUUCUCUCUUUUGCUGUUGCCCUUGAUAUACUUGUAAUUAGUAUCUCACACACUUACUUUUCCCCCUUAAGAAUUUACCAGUUAAAGAGGGGGAAGAUGAAGAAAUUGUUUAUUGAUUUGAGCUCGGGGUAGCUCUUGAGAUUAUUCCCUUCGCCGGAAUCUCGAAUUGGUUGGAAUUAGAGGAAAAUUGUCACUGCUGCUAA